AUUUAAUACCUCGAAAGGCCGGACUAGCAAUAAUCAUAAAUAUAUGUUAUAUGAUUCUCUUCUCCCUUGUUGCUAAUCUCUCCAUUGGAGAAAAUCAAGAUGAGCACAGAUUCUUCCCAAACCUCCAACACCAAGAGGCUACAAGGUCUGGUGGCUAUAAUAACUGGUGGAGCCAGUGGAAUCGGCGAGUGCUGUGCAAAGGUAUUUGUUAAACAAGAAGCCAAAGUUGUGAUCGCCGAUAUCCAAGAUGAGUUGGGUAACUCUCUUUGCAGACAACUUGGAUCUGAACAAACAAUCUCUUACAUCCACUGUGACGUCACAUGUGAUUCUGAUGUCCAAAACGCAGUGGAUUUAGCCAUAACCAGAUAUGGAAAGCUUGAUAUCAUGUUCAGCAAUGCUGGAAUUGCCGGAAAGCCGGAGCUUAGCAUUUUAUCAACAGAAAAUGAAGAUUUCAAAAGGGUUUUUGAUGUGAACGUGUAUGGAGCUUUCUUGGCAGCCAAACAUGCAGCCAGGGUCAUGGUUCCAGCCAAGAAAGGCUGUAUUAUUUUUACUGCAAGUAUGGUCUCAGUUAAUUGCCCACAGGCUCCUCAUCCAUAUGUGGCAUCAAAACAUGCCCUGGUUGGUUUGGCCAAGAACUUGUGCGUGGAGCUGGGCCAAUAUGGGAUAAGAGUGAACUCAAUUUCUCCAUAUGUGGUUAUAACUCCGCAGGCGAGGAAGACUUUGAGCAUGCCGGUGAAUGAGAUGGAGGAUGUGAUUUGUGCGGCGGCUAACUUGAAAAAGGCAGUGCUUGAAGGGGAAGAUGUAGCAGAGGCAGCUGUUUAUUUGGGAAGUAAUGCGUCCAAGUAUGUGAGUGGGAUCAAUUUAGUGGUUGAUGGAGGUUUUAGUCUUACCAAUCCAUCUUUUGCUCUGGCAAUGAAAGGCUUAAUCUCUUGAGAUUUUCACCAUUUUGAUCUCUUCUUAAGUAAUAAGUUGGUGUCCCCUUUUGUUUCAAUUGAAUGUUGUUUACUGAUAUGAUUACGAAUUUUCCUGCUGAAAAUAUUUGCUUCUGA
Messenger RNA from Manihot esculenta (cassava), 1049 nucleotides. RefSeq names its product secoisolariciresinol dehydrogenase. The record is from RefSeq and is a predicted model, not a curated record. NCBI's taxonomy places the organism in Eukaryota, Viridiplantae, Streptophyta, Magnoliopsida, Malpighiales, Euphorbiaceae. Bases 100 to 933 code for a protein of 277 amino acids. The transcript is spliced from 2 exons.